Molecule: messenger RNA, 8850 nt
Organism: Lymnaea stagnalis (great pond snail)
Lineage: Eukaryota; Metazoa; Mollusca; Gastropoda; Lymnaeidae
Source: the annotation of a GenBank genome assembly
UGAAUAGCGUGUGAUUCACCUAAAUUUAAAUUUGUCAAAAUUUGAAGCUUGCAAUUAUUGAUGUAAGUUGAUUAGCAUAAGAGGUAAUACAGCAUACGUUAAUCAUACCUAUUUUGAAACUAGCUAAAGGUUUUGAUACGGAAGAUGUUAUCCACUCUUCAUUCAAGCGCUCAAACAAAAAUACAAUUUAAAAGGACAUGACUGGCAAUCACUAGCCUGCGCCUGCGUACUUUUAAAUGUAAAACUUAAUAACUUUUAGUAUUAGUAGUAAUCUCAGCAAGACGUGUAGUCCUAGUUACUAAUCUUGGGCACAUCUUAACUAGGCCUAUAGCCUAUAUGUAAUUAUAUAGCCUACCAUAUAGCAAAUGAAUGAAGACCACUCUUGUAUAUUGUAUAGCCAUGGCCAUGUCAAAAUGAUUAUGAUUAAGGCGCAAGGGGCCGUCCAAAGUACGUGGUGCUUGGGGGGGGGGGGGGUGUUAAAAAUUUUUGUUAUUUUUUUAUCAUAUGAAUAAACCCUUAAAGGAACAUUGAACUUUGUGAUGGAUUUAUUCUGACAGAAGGUGUCACCUUUAUAAAUUUAAUAGUCAAGUGCAUUUGAUCUUAAAUUUUAAUUAGAAUAAAUUAGAUAGAUUAAAAAAAUUGUAAACAAUAAUUUUUAGUUAAAAGUAUGACAUACUUUGUUAAUUAGUUGGGUGGGGGAGGGGGGGGGCAUUCACCAUAAAUGACUCCACUCAUCUAGGGAGGAUGGUACUCCACAAGAGGGGAGCAGUUAAGUAAUAGAAAAGCGAAACAUUAUUCAUUAUUGAAAAAUAUAACUCACAAUUUUUAACAGAUAUUGUUACCAUUAUUCUUGCAUACAACAAUUAUAAUUAUAAAUGUUUAAAAAUUUUCAAACUACGAUCACCGCUAUUACCAAGAGAAUCAGUACAGAUAUGCAAUGUCCGAAAAUGGCUGUGAUCAAGUUACAUGACACCAUGGAGGAGGAGAUUCGGUGUGUAGCAACAUUCAUAGGGAAGAGAAUUUAUAUAAAAUUUGGAUACAGGUGUCAAUCAUAAAAUUAAGGCUACACAUAAAGUUGGAUUGAAAAAAAAAAAUUGUUGACGGCUGUGGUGGUGAUGGUGAAGGGGAAUGAUCUAUGCAAAUAUUCUAGGGCAGGGACUAUUAACUUUUUUGCAGCGCUACAUCACCUCUUUAUUUCAAAACAUUUCAUGCAACCCCUACCCCCUGGAUAAAAUAAAUUGUAAUAUUAUUGUAAAUACGAAAGUAAUAAAAUAAUUUAGUUAUUGUAGUUUUAUUUAUUUAUUUAUCAAAAUUUGCUUGAAGCCAUUUAUGGAUGGCCCCUAAACACUAUCCCGUACAAUCUAUCAAUUCUGUACUUAAGAAGAGAUGCGCCAGUGGUGAUGCCUGACCCACCCCUCUAGUUACCCAGGGGUCGACUCCUGGGAAAAGUGAGGGAAUGCACCCAAGUUCGAUUAGAAAAAAAUUAUUUUUAGAAAAUGUGAAAUUUCAAUUGACUCUGGUACAUAACAGUCAGCAGUAAUUUGGCCAUUGGGCGCUACCAUAAAAUAACAAUAUUGGCUGUUUAGUAAGUACCUAUUCAAUGACCUAGGAUAAUUUUGACAUUUGGGAAGUGUGCAUGUUCAAAGAAUAGAUGGGGCCAUUCAAAGAAAACGUUGCAAGGGGAUUUGAUGACAAUGGGAAUAGGAAGGGUAUUUUUUUUUUGUUGGGAUCAGGGUUAAGUGGGUGAAGUUGGUUAUAAAUUUGUAUGCUUAUAUAUAAGAGUGAUGAAAUUUGUUGUUAAGCAAGAUUCUGUAUUAAAAUCUCAGUAUUUUGUCUCAUGUUAUUUCAGUGAUGAAUCAAAUAGAUCAUGACUCACUGAAUAAGACAUCUAUUUUCUGGGUUCAUUGGCAGUACAAGGCAAUUAAUUGUGACUCACUGAAUAAGACGUCCAUUUUCUGGGUUCAUUAUCAGUACACAACAUAUUGUGAGAAAUGUGAUUUGUAGGAUUUUUUUUCCAUUGUUCUUUUUUAAAUAUGAAUUGUAAUUAAUGCAUAAUUGUCAUUCUCAGCUUCCCAGCCUAAAUUAAAUAAGGAUUAUCUGAAUUUAUGGUAGUUCUCCAACAAUAAAGAUAUCACGUCAACAAUGACUGAGCCAGGUAAGCCUCAUCUUCGACUCCUGACAUACCUGUGUCCAGAUCUUCCCCUGAGCUUUUUUUCACUUGUUCGUGACGUGUUGGAAGAAGCCACCCACAUUGAGACUGAAAUCAUUGUUGAGGAUCGCUUCACAGGACCUCAAGUAGAUCGGGCUAAUCCGUUCACAGACAACCGUGCAGACAUUGGUAAUUGUUCAAUAUUAAAAUAGUUAACAAACUGACAACUUUUCUAAGCCUCCAUCAAAUAUUCGUUCGCCUAUUUGAAAUGGAUUGAGUCUUAUAGUAGAUCCAUUUUGAAUAGGAAAACAUGAGAACCGCUAUUAUAAAAAGGCAUUAAAUUAACUUAAGUUAUACAAUCAAUACACAUUUUCUUAGCCAAAAAAAAUUACCUGAAACAAUGUAAAAGUUAUAACAUAGAUUUAUAUAUCCUUCUUUGAAAAAGUCUGAAAGGCACAGAUCAAUUUUUAAAGCAGUACAAAAAUGUGUCUCAAAGUUAAUUACAGCAUAAAAGAACUCAAAAGAAGCUAUUCAAAUUUUUUGAGAAUUAUUAACUUUAAUUUAAAUUUUAUAUGCUUCAAAUUUUACUACUUCUUGAAAAGAACAGAAAGUAAAUAAACUUUCAAACAUGUUGUCAAGGUCAUGAAAUCAUGAGGUAGUGUGUGUGUGAUGAUUUGAGGACGAAUGCGGAUUGUGAGGAGAAUAAUUAUUAUGUCACGGGGGAGUACGUUCACAGAGGUUAGACGAGAGAUAGGACUCGCUACAGUGAGACGUCUUUUUUUGGAGAUAGUGGAUUUUUGUCAGGAUAUGUUUGCUGAUUGGAAUAUUGCCAUAUAAUUUUUGGAUUCAUGUUCACUAAACUGUGAGACAGAUUAAUCUAGUACUGCUGUCAUCAAAAUAAAUGUCUUAUGUACCUUGAAGCGUAUUGUUUUGAUGAAUCAACCUAGUCUGUUGUGUGACAAGAUUUACAAGAUAUGUAAACAAAAAGCGAGAAUCAUAAACCUAGACAACGAGCCAAAUAUUCAACCACUAGAAUAUUUGACACAUGUCUUUGGUAAGAUAUCAUAAUAUUAAUUUGAAUUGUGGGUAAAAUGUUUGUAUUGGCAGCUGAUUAUUAGAAACUGCACACCUCGUAUUUUCUAAAUAUUCAGGGGUAGUUAUUUACUUUCCCACUUGAUGUUGCAAAAUUUUAUCUUCUUAGAAUUAAGUGAUGCCUUAUAUUAUAAAUAAUUUGUUUACAGUUGAUAUGAGGUGAGGGAUUAUUUGUUAAUGUCUUUGGUGUGACAUUUGUAGAUGUCUUUGGUGUGACAUUGGUAGAUGUCUUUUGUGUGACAUUGGUAGAUGCCAGUGGUUUGACAUUUGUAGAUGUCUUUGGUUUGGCAUUUGUAGAUGUCUUUGGUUUGGCAUUUGUAGAUGCCAGUGGUUUCACAUUUGCCGAUGCCUUUGGUUACACCUGCUGCAUUGCUUUUUCAUCAUAUACUGGCAUGCAAUGAUUUAAAUUAAUCAGGGCUUGAUUCUUCUGUGUGAUAAGUUAUAAUAUCUUUUUCUUAACAUCAAAGAAAAGAUAAAUUAUGUCAAUAUAUUUGGUUUUGCUGAUUGCUAAAGGAAUAGCUUUGAAAGUAGGGCAGUUUCAGUUGAUUUUAACUUCUUACUUAAAAUGAAUAUUAUAAUUGCAUUGGCUCUGGUGUGCCAUUUAUAAUGGGCCAAAGCCUGUAGGCCACUUGUUGGACUGCUCUUGAGCAUAAUACUAAGUACUAAGUCUUGGCAUAUCCUCAAAGCCUUUUGGCCGCUUGUUGGACCUCACUGCUCUUGAGCAUAAUACUAAGUCUUAGCAUAUCCUAUACAGUUGUUUCAUUUGAUCUAUUCAAAGUGGUUGUCAAACUGUUAACAUUUAUGCCAAUGCUGAGUAGUUAAUAGAUCCAAAUUGUUUGUGAACCUUUUCCUACAUAAAGCAUUCAGUAGUGUAUCGAAAAGUGACUAUAAAAAAAUGUAACAUUAUUUCAGUGCAUAUUUUCAUUUUCCAGUUGCGGUACACAGUACAGAUUUUUUACGUCUGGUGGCUGAAAACCAAGCUGACAUGGAGCUUUGUCCAGCCGCACCUGUUUUCAAACAUUCGCUAAAUAAGGACAAGGCAGUCUAUUUUUCUGAAAUAAUAAUUCAUGCAUCCAACAAGUAAUUCUUCAAUUGUUACACACAAAAUUAUUCAUGCAUCCAUUCAUGUUACUUAGAGCCAUGUUUAGAUUGACCUUGGUUAUAUUUAAUUAUAUUCUUGUAUAUAUUAUUUAAUGAUUACAACAUAAGUUGAUUUUUUAAUGAUUUUGUUUUCAAACUACUUUGAGGAUUUUCUUCCUAAAAUGUAUCUUCAAAAGUUGUAUGUCCAAAUUAGGCUUUAAAACUUGUGUGUAAACAUCUUUUAUUCCAGAGAAAAGUACAAGACAAUAGCGGAUCUUAAGGGUUGUAGCUGGGCAUACAACAAUCCUUUAUCACUUAGUGGAAAUGUUGUUAUUUUGGACUAUUUAAAAAAAAAAUUAAAAACAAAUGCCACAUUUUUUGGAAAUAUUGUAGAAUCUGGUGAGUUUAAAAAAACAUAAUUAUUUUUAGUUUGUACAUGCCAUUGUUUCAUAUUGAUACCAGGCACUGUCCCCAGUUUGAUUGUGUAGAGAAGGGUUGUCUUUCCAUGUUAAGUGAGUAGGUGGCACUGGAUGGUUCACCUUAGCUAAGCCCUCACAUUGUCCUAUUUGUUACAAUGCAGGCCAUUUUUAGAUAAUUAGUUACAGUGCAGGCAAUUAUCAGAUGUGUCUUUCAGUGUAUUUUUAUUUUCACUUUUUGAACAUUUAAUUUCCAAGGUUCACAUCUUGCCUCCAUCAAUAUGGUAAAAGAACAUCGAGUUAUUGCAUCAGGGGUGGAUUCCAUAGUUUUGGCCGAAUAUCUACGUGACCACCCAGAAGAUACAAAGAACGUGACACGGAUUGCAUCACUCGGACCUCUACCAGUUUUCCCCCUGCUCUUCAACUCUAAACUUUCAGGUUUGAGAAAUUUUUAAAUUUUAAUUGUAUCCCAAGGUUUGAUUUCAAGUUCAGAAAUACCUUACUAAAAAGUACCUUUCUUUGGCGGAGGGGAAAGCAAAUAUGUAUAUUAUUUUUCUUGAAGAGAUUUAGGAACUUGCAUGAUUUAAUGCGGGAAACUUCCCCUUCAGAUCUUCCUUGUCCUAAAAUACUCAUGUUCCUGAGCCCCUGGUCCUAAAAUACCCAUGUCCCUGGGCUCCUAGGGAAAAUUUCUACAGGCGCACAAGCAAAAAAAAUUAAUGAUUAUAAAAUGAUAUACCGUAAAUGUUAUUUAUUUCAAUAUCAAUUUGUCUGUUUGUAUAAAACCAGGGAUAGACCUUGUUUUCUUUAUUUCCCAAAGCACACAUUCUAUCAUUAGAACUAUUUGAAGUCCAUUGCAGGUCAAUAUGCUUGAUUUUAUUGUAAUUCCUUUUGAGAAUACGAUAAAAAUUAUUUGAAUCGUUUAUUAUCAACCUGCUUUUGUUUUAUUCCUUGAGAAUAGCAGUUUUUGCAUUUUCAUCAUCAUUAUAUAUCAAAAAACAUUACUGAAACAAAAGGAAAACAAUGCAGCCAUGGGCGUGGCCAUUACUUUGACCUUUCAUAAGUCACAUGGUAAACUCUAAACACAAUAUUUUCAACACAUUUUUAUAUAUGUAAUGACGUUCAUAGUUAAAGUAUAGGAAACCCAAAUAUUGAAGAGGUGGGGUAUAGAUUUUUAAACACACAGACUGAUGAAGCAGGAUCUCAGGUUCAAAGAGUUAAACAUCCCCAAAGAGCUUCAUGUUAAUGUUAUUAUAAAUUGCACACAGUUUUUGUUGUGGUUAAUCUGUCUAUGAAGCUCCAUUUAAUUGUGUCUUGAUCCAGCUAAGGAACAUUUAAGUUAAGCUCAGUUUCAUGCAAUUUAUAAAAUUAAAAAGUCCAUUGAAAGAGUGUAAACUGCCACCACAGUUGCAGACAAUAUUUGUAAACAUGUGAGUUCAAAGUUGAUUUAUUUUCAGAUAAAGUGAAGCAUGAAAUAGUAAAUGCUCUUCUGACUAUGGAAACUAAACCUUUGUGGGCCUCAAGAUUGCAGGAUGUUGGUGUUGUCAAAUUUAUCUCUGUCACCCUUGACCUAUUCAACAUGGAAAAGGCUUUCACUGACAGUGUAUCUGGGAUGAGCAUAAAUGAGGCAUACUAUUAAUACUCAAGUGCUGUUUUCAUUUAUUUUUCUACUUGUCAUAAAUAUUUUUUGUCGUCUGGAUUAUUUACACUGGAAUGAAGUAAUAAAUGUUGACCCCUUAAAUACCCAAGACCUUCUGGGAAGUCAUGUUGAAUUUCCCCUAGAUGUUACAUGCACAUCACAAAAAAUAUAAAUACAGUAGAAUGUGGAUUAUUGUAACAAAUUGGGAUACGUGGUGGUUUGGAUGACAUAUUUUGUUGUUGAAAACACAACACCCCCCCUCAAAUAAGUUAUUGGUGCAUUAUCGUAGUGUAUUAUACACAGUGAUCAUAAACUGAGUAUCAAGGUCAACUGAAUGAUGUAAAAAAACCGGGGUCAUUUUGGCAACCAAAAGGCCAUUUCCAAAAUGAGAUGCCUGGCGCUUAGAAAAAAAUCCAAAACUCUUUGUCUUGCCAGGCGUGUAUUCUGCAAUAUGUAUUAAUAAAAAAGUUUGGAGAUGCAUUGUCCUAGAUGUGACACUGCAUGUAUAUUAUAUAUGUAGAUUUUUACCUGGAUUGUGCGACAACGGUCAGAAUGGUUUUCCCAUGUUUCAAUUUUUAAUUUUUUUUGCGCCAAUACUCCAUGCAGUGCUUCAGACUUAAAACUUAACUUUUCUUGACCUUGAUUAGUGUAUUCCAAAGUUUUAGUCUAUGCUGAAUUUUAUUAUCAGCUUUGAAAAACUUAACUCUAAAAUUGUAAAAAAGUAUUGGACCCCUUACACUAACUGUACUCCGAAUUUAAAAUAAUUUUUUUUUUAAUGCCAACUUUUGUUAAUUAUGGGAUUAAACAAAUUUCUCCAACUGCUCUUAAAGGAUGCCUAACUUGAUUUAAUAAUCUCCCUUUACAAAGCUUAUCUCCCUUUUCAAAGCUUAUAAAUCAAGUUUGCUGUUUUUAUAAACUAAGUAAACAUACAAUUUAAUUGUGCUGCUAUCAAAGUAAUAUUUAAUCACAUUGAAAACGACCAAACCUUAUGCUGAAUAAUUCAAAUAUGAAUCUUUCAAGCACUAUUUCUUUAAAGAAAAAAAGAGGAAUUACAUUUAAGUUAUAUCCCCCAAAAAAUGUAAGUUAGUUCAAAAAAUUGUUUUCUUUGGUUUUUUUAAUUUAGGCAUUCGUAAAACUUUUUUUUUCUUUUGUCUUUUAAAUAAUGUUAUUCUUUAUACCUCCUGCUUUGUAAAUCAAGAACCAAUUGUUUCCUUUUUACAUUGCAUCAUCCCUCAAUAUGCUGUUUUCAUUUUUAAUUAAAUAAAAAUGAAUUCUGUUCUUUUUUAAAAAGGUGAUAAUGCAUAAAAAUUUACUUACCGAAUGUGUUAUGCCUUGGAAGACUCAGGGGCGUUUCAUUAUAACUAUGUCAUUACAAAUAUAUUUUUAUAAGCAAUUUAUAAACAGACUGCUUAUCUCAUGUUGUGAUAACAUCACAUAUAUUUACUCACAUAUAAAUCGUAUCAAUGAAUUUGUAUAGCAAUCACUAUUCAUGUCAAGACAGGUUAUUACAUUCUCCAAUUAAUUUCCUUUUUGAAAUAAAGAUUUUUAGCUUAUUUUGAAAAUUAAGAAAGAUUUAGCAUUUUGAAUUACCUUAUUUUUCUGGAAUAAUUGUAAACAUUGAAAGUAACUUAGUAUUUUAAAUCAUUCUGACUGCAGACUUCAUUUUAAGAAUCUCAUCACAAUUAGUCAAAUUUUUUAAUUCAGAAAUGGCAUUUAACUUGGAGCAAUGUAAAAAGAGACAUGUUUUUUAUCAUUCUUAUCACAAAUAUUUGUGAUUUAGCUUAACAAUCACCUAAUUUCGUUUUUAUAAAAUUUUCUCUGCUCAAAUCCAUCAACUGUUCAAUUCAAUGCAUCUAUAGACUGCUAUUUUUUUUGCAAUUGUUUUUUUGGUUUUAUUACAAAAUGCAGCAAAUAAAAAUUAAAAGUUGUAAUUUUUUAUUUCUUUUAAACAAAUUGACCAUUUUAACACAACCUGUUAUAUUUUGGUAUUUUGAUUAAAUAAUUUUGAUAUUCAACCAGUUUUAUGUUCAGUUUAAAACUUAUUUACUUUGCAAUAUCAUAGUUACAUAAUAAUAUAUUAGACUUGAAAAAUUGUGUUGUUUUUUUAAAUUGGGUAAAAAAAUGAAAAAAGCAUUAUUUAAUUAUGUUUUAGGCUUACAGAACGAACCACUUACAACCAUCAUGUGAAAUAAGAUCUGGAUGAUAGGAAUACAUUGCUUGACUGAUUGAUUGACUAAUUAAAUCCUUUUUAGUUUAGAUAGCAAUAUUUAUAAUCAGGUUUCUAUCAUGGUAAUUACCCAAAUACGCACAAUAUUUUAAAUUACUUUUUAUUUCUUUCUUUGUGUUUCAUCAACACAUGACAAGAAUAUUUUACAACUAAACACUUGAGAGCAGGUGUAUUAUAUUAUAUUUAUAUGGAAAUGAAUUAACAUGUUUAAAUACUGUACAUGCAUGUACAAUUAACAAUAAAUAUCUUA